ACCUGUUAGAACGAACUGAUUGUUAUUCGCUAGACAUGGGCUACAAAACGUAUGCAUCAUUCGGCCUCCCAACAUUUCUUAUUAUCAUAGUUGCUCUGUACUUGCUAUUUACUGAUUCUGGAGAAGCAUUCAAUGUUGGUCGCUUUCUCGAGGAAACUAGCCCGUUCGUCUGGGGUUCGCUUGGAAUUGGACUUUGCAUAGGCUUGAGUGUUCUUGGAGCAGGAUGGGGAAUAUUUUUGACCGGAGCAUCGAUACUGGGUGGAGGAGUGAGGACUCCAAGAAUCAGUACAAAGAAUCUGAUUAGCAUCAUUUUUUGCGAGGUUGUUGCAAUUUACGGAGUGAUCAUGGGUAUCGUGUACUCUUCCAAACUCCAAACAGUAUCCGAAGCGCAGCUCUACACAAGAGAUAACUACUUCACCGGAUAUGCAUUAUUCUUUGGCGGGCUCACCGUUGGAUUCUGCAAUCUUCUUUGCGGCCUUUGUGUCGGUAUCGCCGGCAGCACUGCUGCGCUCGCUGACGCAGCUGAUCCAACACUGUUUGUGAAGGUACUCGUGGUAGAAGUUUUCGGAAGCGUGCUGGGACUUUUCGGACUGAUAAUCGGCCUUCUGAUGAUUGGGAACGCAAAGGAGUUCCUGCCAGGAUCGCCUGUAGUGUCCGCCGUACGUAUAUGAUUGAAGGCUUACAUACGUACAAAGGGUACGCUCAAUAACAUGCGUGUGUUCCAAGUGAUCUGUUUACUUUCUAUCUUGUUACUGUCUGCCGACUCAUCAAGACCAGCUCCAAGUGCAUGCAUUGCACUAAGUUCUUCUAGGUCGGUCUCACGAGCGCGUUUUUUCCUGCUUGGAAUGGAUGAGGAUGUACUUGACCAUCACCAUAUGUAUAUUGCAUCGCAGACUUUUGCAACGAGUGCUGAUCCAGGGAACUUGCAACCU
Messenger RNA from Suillus bovinus, 932 nucleotides. Its product is annotated as ATP synthase subunit C-domain-containing protein. Gene Ontology annotation, molecular function: proton-transporting ATPase activity, rotational mechanism. Bases 36 to 671 code for a protein of 211 amino acids. NCBI's taxonomy places the organism in Eukaryota, Fungi, Basidiomycota, Agaricomycetes, Boletales, Suillaceae. Gene Ontology annotation, cellular component: proton-transporting V-type ATPase, V0 domain. The transcript has 7 exons. Gene Ontology annotation, biological process: proton transmembrane transport. The record is from RefSeq and is a predicted model, not a curated record.